AUGAACACCAUGCAGAAACUUUCUUAUAAGGUAGAGCCAAUGAAUCAACUGACCGAGGCCAAGAAGGACGAGGAUGACUGGACUGGUACAACAGAUGCAAACGAAAGGAGAAAGCGACAAAAUCGUUUAAAUAUUAGAGCGUUCAGAAGACGCAAGGCACUUGAGGCAAAGUCCACUCCGAAAGACCAAUUCGUUAUAUGGAAGCCACAGCCCCGGCCUAACACUUCAGCUCAAAACUCUACAUCCAUAGCAAAGGCUCUGAAGCAGCAGCUCGCAAACAUAAAUCAAGCUUCAGAGGUACCAGGUUUAAUAUUCCCACUGCCUCUGGAUCACCUUCUGACACUCAUUCAAUACAAUGUCCUACGCGCCUGUAUGACGAACCUGUCCAUUCUAAACCUGCUUCACACCACUCCCACUGAUUGUCGCAACACUCUUAGCGCCCCUAUGUUCCCGGCACCUUCCACCAUUCCACCCUCUCUCUCUCCGACCCCUUUACAACUCAGCACUUCUCACCCCCAAUGGAUAGAUAUACUUCCGUGCCCGAAAAUGCGAAACAAUGCGAUGCUUACUUUCCAUGAAAUCGAUGAAGAUGAUUUGUGUAGGGAUCUCUGUGGAGGUCUUUUUGAAGAUUGUAAUGAUUUGGAUGAGAAAGGGAUACUGGUCUGGAAUGAUCCGUGGCAUCCAAGUGGAUGGGAAAUUACAGAGGGGUUUGCGAGGAAGUGGGGCUUCUUGUUGAAGGGCUGCCAUGAAAUAGUCGAGGCUUCGAAUAGGUGGAGAGGAUUGAGGAAUGAAGAUAGGUUAAUUAUCGAGGUUUGA
Botrytis fragariae is the source of this 816-nucleotide messenger RNA. RefSeq lists its product as uncharacterized. Bases 1 to 816 code for a protein of 271 amino acids. Lineage: Eukaryota; Fungi; Ascomycota; Leotiomycetes; Helotiales; Sclerotiniaceae. The record is from RefSeq and is a predicted model, not a curated record. The transcript is spliced from 3 exons.